CCUAAGGUAGCUGGUCUGGCCGUCGCCCUCCUUGUUAUCAAGACUUUCAUGCAUAUUAUGAAACUUGAUCGCUUUUGGGCUUAAAGUCAAUAUAGCGGAGGGGCGAAGUCGAGAUGUUGCAGCAGAAUGCCGCCGGCUUCCUCCGCCGAACACUACUGGUUAUAUUGCUACAUGCAUGCUAUGCGUCUGCGCCGCCACCGAGCCCACAUCUGUCACCUAUCAGGAGUCGCUUCUUCUGUGGCUCUACAUUCAAGUCCAACGCCACCUCGCGGGCCGAGGUCGGCACAGCGUCUGGUACGGGCGGCAACCCGUACGAGCCCCAACCUGAUGGAUCCAAGACUGUCAGUGAUGAGGCAUACGCUACACGUUUUGCACUCAACUCAGUAUACGUGCGAGCCCCGGUCGACAAGAUUCAUCAGGUCUGGUCGUAUUAUCGUGAUGGUGGCCAGAGUUACCUCCACAGCUCCUCUCACGGGAGCACAGCGCCAUUGUACGCGUACGACCUCAAGUCAUCUUGGAGCCUAGCGUCUGAAGACAAGGUUGUGGCUGUGAGCGCGUGUUGCUCUGCAAAUAUCAGCGACUAUACGAACCUCUCGGCUCCAGUUCUAGCAAAGCUCUUGUUACGCACUGCCUCGGGGGAAGUGCGGCGGCUGGGCAGUCCAGAAGUAGGGAGUGCAGAAGACAGCAUGUGUGCACCAGGCCAGAUCAGUCAGCCAUGGGAACCUGUGCCACCAGGCCACCUGAUGGGCGGGCUUGUGACAGAGGCAGACAGAUAUGCGACGUUCUUCUGGCGUGCCGCGUACGUUUUUGUGGCAGCUCCCGCACCUGGCGAGUGGACGUACCCCACUCGUCCACCCAAGCCCCCCCCGCCGCUCCCACCCAUGCCACCCAACCCCGCCCCGCCGGUCCCAUCUCCACACCUGCCACCCGGCCCACCCCGCCCACCCAGACCGCCACAGGUCAAGGCCACACGCCGCAGUCGGUUCUUCUGCGACACCACUGCUGGCGCCGCCUCCACUGGAUCGUCGUAUGAAGUCGGAAGAAUUGGUGGUCGCCGCCGCAACCUCAACGCUCCGGAACCGGGGGCCUUCCUAGUCAAUGAGGAUGAGUGGAAGGCUGGCAGUGGUCUGGCCCUGAGUAGCUUCACCGUCCUGGCUAGCGCGACCUCCAUCAGCGAGGCCUGGUCAGUGCAUCGGUACCGUGGACCUGGAGAGGUCAACACCACAACGGCCAGCAGCUCUAACGCAAUCGCCUCGGCGGCCACAGCAAUUGGCGCUGUAACCUCCGCCAUCAACACCAUUUCAAAUUGGGAGAAAUCGAAUAUGACGCUGGACAUGGAGUCAGCGUGGACCCAGUCGGGACCGGACCGGAUUGUGGCUGUUAGUGUGUGUUGCUCGGUCAGCAGCAGCAAUGCAGGCGACUUGCUGCUUCCAGCACGGCUGCUGUUCAGGACCAAGGGUGGCUAUGCUCACGUGCUUGGCAGCGGUGGCAGUAGGUUCACAGGCAGCGACGACGCGGUCCUGUGCGGCUACCGCCGUGAGGAUGUGCCUCAGCCCUGGGAGGCCGUGCCGGCGGGCUUCAUGCUGGGUGGACUGGUCGCGGAGCGUGCCGCCAACGCCUCCACAUUCAGCCGCGUCGGCUUUGUGUUUGUGGCCGAGCCGUCCGCAGAGGAGUGGGCCUCAAUGGCUUCAAUCAAAGCAUCACCGCCGAACACGAACGGCGGCGGAUACCAUCCUUCUGUUGGGUUCAUAGUUGGUGUGUCUCUAGGCGGCGGGGCUGCUGUGUUGACCUUGCUGGUAAUGAUUGUACGGUUUGGACGUAGAAUGUGCACGCGUGGAAAGGACCGUCAGUACUUCCAACGCAAUCUUGCGGAGCAAUGCAGUGCGGAUGUGGAGUCGGUCGCGGGCAGUUUCGAGGUUCUUACCGCCACAGCUUUGUGCGCGGCUACCGAAUACUAUGUUGGUAGGCGACUGUACACGGACUUCUCGGCAGCUUUACGUGGCAGGGACUGUGGUAAUAGCAGCGGUGGACAGGUCUACACGGGUCUCUUGCCUCGGGACUCCAGCGCAGGCGAUCCCAGGGGUCGAGCUGUGCUAGUGUGGCGCUUGGAGCACCGAUCUUCAACUGUUCCCCCGCCGCCGACUCAGCAGUCUGGACUAGAUGAGCGUUUGGUGCAAAUGGAGCGGGCUGCAAGGCGGCUAGCAGCCCUGCGUCAUCCCACCCUGCUGCCGCUGCUGGGCAGCUGUGCGACGGCACCAAUGCUAGUGUACGACCCUGGGUCGCUUGAGGAGGCCCAGCGCGGCUUCACACUAGCUGACAUCUUGAAGAAAUGGCCUGAAUUCUUGGAGUGGGAGCACCGAGUGGUCACUGGCUAUCAGGUGGCCGCCGCGAUGGAGUUCCUACAUGCCCAGGCGCCUCCCCUCUUCUGUGCAGUGCCGCUUGAUGCGGAGCGUGUGAUAGUGGAUUCAUCCACUGGUGUCGCCAAACUUGGAUUUGUGGGAAUCGACUUCAGGGAGCGCGCUGACGGCGACAAUGAAGCGCACUGGGCGCGAAUGGAGGUGGAGGACAUACGCGCUCUUGGGGUGCUGCUGCUGCGUCUGCUCACGGGCGACGCGCGGGGGGAAGCCGAGGAGCUCGUGGUGUGGGUGCACGGUGUCAUCAAGUACGACAGGCAGGGGGGCGGCGGCGGCGGAGGCAACACGCUCCCCAUGCUCGCAACUCUAGGGACCCGCACCGGGCACGGCCAUCUGCUGGUGUGGCCGCGUGAGGUUGCGUUCGCGUUUGCUGAGUUGGCGCUCAAGUGUGCCAGCUGCAACGAGCAGGACGGCGUGCCUGGCCUCAGGUCGGAGGUCCUUCCGUUCCUGUACCACCUGCUCUCUCACAAGCGGCCGCCGCCGCCGCCGCCGAGGCCGCCGCCGGCCGCCAGCAGCAUGCUGCACAGCAGCCGCAGGCCUCCGCAGGAGGAGCAGCAGGAGGAGGAGCCCCGGCAGCGGCGUAGAGUACGGGAGAGCGUGCCGGCGGGGCCCAUGGAGCAGGUGGAGGUGCCGGGGCCGCAGGAGUCGGACAGCGGCGAGGCCGGGUCAUGGCAGCAGGAGCAGAACCAGGAGCAGGGGCAGCAGGAGGAGCCGCAGGGGCCGCCGCCGACGCGGGCAGCACGCCGCCGCAGGUCGCGACCAGCGGGCGCGGGUCCGUUUGCUGAGCUCCGGGCGCAGCAGCGGGUGCACAGGCCACAGGGCACGGCGGGGCAGCUGCAGCAGCAUGAGAGCCUUACUGAACAGGCAUCGGCGGAGCGGCAUGCCGCAGGCGAGGGCGGCGGGCGGCAGGGUGAGGAAGAUGCGGAUCAGCAGCAGCUGGAUCAUGAGCUGGAGGAGGUCGCGGAGAUCUCAUUGCCAGGGCCGCCGCAGGGGCAGCUGCUGCCGACGCCGCCGGGAUCACUGCUGAGUCAGGGGAACAGUGGCAAUGAGUUGUUGUGAGGAAAGAGCGAGACCUGGGAAGCAAGUCCUGGGCGGCGCGCUGGAAGGGAGCUGGCGCGUGGUAUGACAGUACAAGGAACUGCAAUCUGUUUACAGGCUGAGGCUGAGGCUGUGGUAGGAUGGAGGGCCCUUGCGGCAGCUGGGCAGGGGCUGGGCGGCAGCUGGGCGGGGGCGGGGCGGAGGCUGAGCGGGCCUGGACACUGCUGUUGGGGGCUUUCGUAAGUGUCACAUGCUUUAUGUCAUUGCAGUGCGUUUGUUAUUCUUGAAGCAAGAUAGGGCAUGAUUGGAACGUGGAACCGCGUGAUGUCCUGGCCUGAGGGUGAAUUCAUGGUGUGGCUUUCCGUGUGUCAUGGGUGCGGUUGAGUUGCUGAGGCACAACUCCGUGACAACAUUAUUGAUGACGAGAUGUGACGUUGUCAAGAACCGUGAGAGU
This is a messenger RNA of Chlamydomonas reinhardtii, 3906 nucleotides long. RefSeq lists its product as uncharacterized. The transcript has 16 exons. The record is from RefSeq and is a predicted model, not a curated record. Lineage: Eukaryota; Viridiplantae; Chlorophyta; Chlorophyceae; Chlamydomonadales; Chlamydomonadaceae. Bases 114 to 3473 code for a protein of 1119 amino acids.